AAGCUCCUCGGUACCGCCCAAGGCAGCGAAGGACGCGCGGCUCCAGGCUGCGGGAGCCAGGGACGACCCGGGGCUCCCAGAGCGCGAAGCCGCGAUCCUGGGCGGUGGAGAGCUGAUGCCAAAACGUCCUCCCCUGCGCGAGUCAGGCCUUCGCGGGGCUGGCAGGCGGGCGGGGGCGGGGCCGCCGCACUUUAAGAGGCUAUGCAGGCAGACAGGCCUCCAGGCCAGCUAGGGGAUCCGCGCCAUGGAGGCCGCCCGGGACUAUGCAGGAGCCCUCAUCAGGCCCCUGACAUUUAUGGGAUCACAGACUAAGCGAGUCCUGCUCACCCCGCUCAUGCAUCCAGCUCGCCCUUUCCGGGUCUCCAACCAUGACAGGAGCAGCCGGCGUGGGGUGAUGGCAAGCAGCCUGCAGGAACUCAUCAGCAAGACUCUGGAUGCCCUCGUCAUCACCACCGGACUGGUCACUCUGGUGUUGGAGGAAGAUGGCACCAUGGUGGACACAGAAGAGUUCUUUCAGACCUUGGGAGACAACACACAUUUCAUGAUCUUGGAAAAAGGACAGAAGUGGAUGCCGGUCAGCCAGCACAUCCCCACUUGCUCACCGCCGAAGAGGUCGGGAAUAGCGAGAGUCACCUUCGACUUGUACAGGCUGAACCCCAAGGACUUCAUCGGCUGCCUUAACGUGAAGGCCACCAUGUAUGAGAUGUACUCCGUGUCCUACGACAUCCGGUGCACGGGACUCAAGGGCCUGCUGAGGAGUCUGCUGCGGUUCCUGUCCUACUCCGCCCAGGUGACGGGACAGUUUCUCAUCUAUCUGGGCACGUACAUGCUCCGGGUGUUGGAUGACAAGGAAGAGCGGCCAUCCCUCCGGUCACAAGCCAAGGGCCGGUUCACGUGUGGAUAGGGAUGCAGGCUGUCACUGGCUCUUGAGCCAAACACUGUGUUUCGUUUGGCUCAAUGACGAAUGUUGAAGAUGCUUUUAUGUUCUGAGCCACAUACACUUGUAGGCCGCUGGUCACGCUGCUCAGGAGCGGUGCCCAGAAAAGGAAAGGGCCUGGUGGUACAUGAAGUGGGGGCUGUGGGCAGGGUGCCGUGGGGGGGAGGCAUAGAGGGCCCUGGGGGUCAUGGGAAGCGACCACGCAGCAGGCGUGCCCAGGAGCGUGUGCAUGUGUCAGAGCCAUUUGGUCCACCAUCUCCUGCAAUAAACCCAUCGCAAGAAUGACCUUCAA
This is a messenger RNA of Pongo pygmaeus (Bornean orangutan), 1229 nucleotides long. It is a transcript of the gene CIDEA, whose product is annotated as cell death inducing DFFA like effector a. The transcript has 5 exons. The coding region runs from base 245 to 904 and encodes 219 amino acids. Lineage: Eukaryota; Metazoa; Chordata; Mammalia; Primates; Hominidae. The record is from RefSeq and is a predicted model, not a curated record. Gene Ontology annotation, cellular component: lipid droplet. Gene Ontology annotation, biological process: apoptotic process; regulation of apoptotic process; lipid storage.